Messenger RNA from Ipomoea nil (Japanese morning glory), 1506 nucleotides. Its product is annotated as 3-ketoacyl-CoA thiolase 2, peroxisomal-like. NCBI's taxonomy places the organism in Eukaryota, Viridiplantae, Streptophyta, Magnoliopsida, Solanales, Convolvulaceae. The coding region runs from base 32 to 1414 and encodes 460 amino acids. The record is from RefSeq and is a predicted model, not a curated record. Gene Ontology annotation, molecular function: acetyl-CoA C-acyltransferase activity. Gene Ontology annotation, cellular component: peroxisome. The transcript has 15 exons. Gene Ontology annotation, biological process: fatty acid beta-oxidation; phenylacetate catabolic process.
GAGAGAGAGAGAGAGAGAGAGAGAGAGAGCAAUGGAGAAGGCAAUUUUUAGACAGAGGAUUCUGCUCGAACACCUUCAGCCGACUGAUUCCUCUUCUCAUGGAUCUUCUCUUUCUUCUUCGAUUUGUAUAGCUGGAGAUAGUGCUGCUUACCACAGGACGGCUGCUUUUGGAGAUGAUGUUGUCAUUGUGGCUGCGUAUCGUACUGCCAUAUGCAAAUCCAAACGUGGCGGCUUCAAGGACACUCUUCCUGAUGAUUUACUUGCUUCUGUUCUUAAGGCAGUGAUUGAAAAAACGAACCUCAACCCGGCUGAAGUGGGGGAUAUAGUUGUUGGUACCGUCUUGGCCCCGGGCUCUGAAAGAGCAACUGAAUGCAGAAUGGCUGCAUUUUAUGCUGGUUUUCCUGAAACUGUUCCAGUAAGAACUGUCAACAGGCAGUGUUCAUCUGGUCUUCAAGCUGUUGCUGAUGUAGCUGCCUCCAUAAAAGCUGGGUUUUAUGACAUAGGCAUUGGGGCAGGAUUAGAGUGCAUGACACUUGACAAUAUAAGUAGAGUAAAGAAUACUAAUCCGAGGGUACAAAGUUUUGCACAAGCCCGUGAUUGUCUUGUCCCAAUGGGUAUUACUUCCGAAAACGUUGCAGAACGUUAUGGAGUGACUAGGCAAGAACAAGACCUUGCUGCUGUUGUAUCUCAUCAGCGAGCUGCUGCUGCUACUGCAACUGGAAAGUUCAAAGAUGAAAUUAUCCCUGUUUCCACAAAGAUUGUAGACCCUAAAACUGGAAUCGAGAAGCCUGUAGUCAUAUCUGUUGACGAUGGAAUUCGCCCAAAUACAAAUAUAGGGGACCUGGCUAAGCUAAAGCCUGCUUUCAGGAAGGAUGGAUCCACAACUGCAGGAAACGCUAGCCAGAUUAGUGAUGGAGCAGGAGCAGUUCUUCUCAUGAAGAGAAGCGUUGCUGUUCAGAAGGGAUUUCCGAUCCUUGGUGUAUUCAGGAGUUUUGCUGCUGUCGGGGUGGAUCCUGCUGUCAUGGGAAUUGGCCCGGCGGUUGCAAUUCCGGCUGCUGUGAAAUCUGCUGGUCUGGAUCUUGAUGAUGUUGAUUUGUUUGAGAUAAAUGAGGCAUUUGCAUCCCAAUUUGUAUACUGCAGAAAGAAGCUCAAUCUUGACCCUGAGAAAGUAAAUGUCAAUGGAGGAGCAAUUGGUCUUGGUCACCCAUUGGGUGCAACAGGUGCACGCUGUGUUGGUACACUACUGCACGAGAUGAAGCGCAGGGGUAAAGAUUGCCGGUUUGGUGUUGUAUCAAUGUGCAUAGGUUCAGGAAUGGGUGCUGCGGCUGUUUUUGAAAGAGGGGAUUGUGUUGAUGAUCUGUGCAAUGCUAGGGCUGUGACCAUCACCAACUUUUUGUCCAAGGAUGCUAUAUAAUGCUAUGAAUUUAUGUACAAUAUUUUUGUAAUACACUACCCGCUUGAGUAUUGUGUCUGAAUAUUGAAACAAAGGAAAAUAAAUUUGAAUCA